Molecule: messenger RNA, 1692 nt
Organism: Neoarius graeffei (lesser salmon catfish)
Lineage: Eukaryota; Metazoa; Chordata; Actinopteri; Siluriformes; Ariidae
Exons: 2
Coding region: 175-1692 (505 amino acids)
Biological process (GO): base-excision repair
Cellular component (GO): nucleus
Molecular function (GO): phosphoric diester hydrolase activity; DNA-(apurinic or apyrimidinic site) endonuclease activity; double-stranded DNA 3'-5' DNA exonuclease activity
Source: RefSeq, a predicted model, not a curated record
UCAAUAAAAAUCAGUUGCAAUGGAAACUUUUACUUUCCAUUUUUCUGAACAGAGACCUGAGAUCAAGUGACCAAGGAGCAUCAAAAGCAAACACUGAUGUCUCUCUGUGUUCUUUGAAUCAACGUGGGUUCUUAAGCUGCCUGUCUGGUCUUCCAGAAGUUAAAAUCAUUAAUCAUGGCAUCACAAGGACAAGCAAGUCUCCGUUUUGUCACCUGGAACACAUGUGGUAUCAGAAGCCCACCUCAGAAGUUUUCAAAUGUGUUGAGCAGUCUCAGUAAUCUUCAGGCUGAUAUUGCCUUUAUACAAGAGACACAUGCUGGGCCAAAGUCUUACCAACUCUUAACAGAUGUGAACCAUUGGAAAAUCUAUUUCACUGUACACUGCUCUAAAAGCAAAGGAGUUGCAAUACUGAUAAAAAACACCAUACCCUUUGAGUACAUAUGCCAUGAUGAGGACUGUAGUGGAGGUUACAUUGUGCUCUUCUGUCAUCUGUAUGGUGAACUGUUCACACUCGUUAAUGUGUACAAUCAUAAGCAUGACAGAACUGUCUUGGGUAGAUUGAAAGAAUAUUUGAUAGAAACAGCUGAGGGUGUGCUGGUGGUUGGAGGUGAUUUCAACACAGUUUUACAUCCCUACUUUGAUCGGAGACCUUCAGCUUUCAAUCCGAAUAAUUCACAGUUGAAAUGUUUAGAAGACUUCAUUGUUUCUCUGAAUCUCAGAGACACCUGGUCAUACUUGCACGCUGCUGCUGAAGGUUUUACACGAUGUCAGAAUGAGAGUCAGUCCAGGAUAGACAUGUUUUUCAUGCACAAUGACACAGUGGGACGAGUGCGCAGUAUCACAGUAGAGCAUGAUGAAAUUUCUGAUCAUAAUCCAGUUGUCCUGGAAGUUGAAGUGCAGCAACAGACAGGAAAUACAUUUCCAAAAGUUGCACCAGAAUCUUCCACAUCCCAGUAUCCAAGAUCCAACAGGAUCUCAGGGGAGAUUAGUGGGGCAGAAAUCCUGAGUGUCAUCAAGAGUUUGCCUCACUCACAAGAAGAAAGACCUAAUCAAAUGCAAGUGGGCGACUACAAAUGUCUUCAGUGGCAAAUGACAGAAAUCUUAAAGACAAAGUACAAUGACAUGUUAAAGUCAAAUUGUGUAUCUGAAGCAUUUACAGAAUCUCGUCUUUCACAAGACAGAUUCAUUUUCAAUGUAGAAUAUUUGAUAUUCUCUCAGAUUUUGGCCAAGCGCCUUAGUGCAUACAUUUUCCCUUACAACAAGGAAAAGCAAGAAACUAAUCUUGAUAAAUUUCUCACUGUGACAGUCAAGAAAGGCACACAAAAAAUCAAAUUGUCUUUCCUUGAGGCAAGCCUUGAAUUUGAAGAAGACUUGAGAAGGAAAAUGAUCUGCUCUGCCCCACAAGCAAAAUUUCGUAUUCUGAGACACCUUCUGCCAGAAGACCAAGGCUCUUCAGGGGAACUCAGACUUUUACUGCCUGGCUGUCCACUCACCCGCACUUUCCUUAAUUUAGCUCUGAAUAAGCUAGAUUGGAUUCUCAAUAGUGAGAAUGAGUGCAGGAGCAGUGUUUGUUUUCAGAGACAGGUUUUGCUCAUACAUGCACACCAGAGCAAAAAAGAGGAAGUUUUUUGGAGAGUUGACGAUUUCGAGAGAGAUUCAGGAUUGAAAUUUGAAAAAACCUUUGCAUUAUAA